AAGCUGGUAAGAAAAGAAUGACACUUAGUCGCUGAAGAAAGGAGCACCACUUGGUCCGCCUUUUCUCUGAGGCACGAGAAGGAAGGUGGGAUUAUGAAACGCGGGAAAGGCGGGAGCCUGGAAAACUGUUGAAUUUCUGCUUGCUGUACAGCAAGCGCCAGUUGCACGUCGUCUGCGUCUUUUUUGCUUCUUCCCCCCUGAUGUGAGGAAGAAACAGGGCAAAUGACUCGUAAAAGAAGGCUUGAUAAACUGUAGCGGGUUUGUUGGAUGGACCUGAGAAGGGGAGGAGAGAAGCCUGACUGAAGUCAUCGCUUUGCACAGGCUGACGAGAAGGGACAGGAGGCGGCGAGGCUGUUGCACAAACAGGCGAGCUCCUGGAGAGCGUGCAAAGGUCCUCCCGCCCCUCUUUAACGUGGUAGAUUGAAAUCCUGGCGGGCACACACACGAUACGCGCCCAGCACAGCAAACAGUCAACAGAGCAUCAUUCAUGGCCGAGGAGACUGAAUAGGGAAAAGAAACUAAAACAAAUAAAAGCCACGGGAGAAAGGAGGAGGCUCAGGGAGCUGAGGGAAAGCAGUGGCAGCAAGUAGCAUUGCCUAAGAGAACCGCCCGCGUCUACUAUGGCGUUGGGACCAACCAUGCAGGGACUUCUGCGGGAUGGACCGCCGCUUAAGUAAUCCCUCCUGAGGGUCAGAGGCUUCCAGGUUUGGUGGUGGAAGAGAAGACUCGGGAGUGAGCCAGAGGUUUCGCUCAGCACCGCCUGCGUCCGCUUCUGCUUCUGCUGCCUUGGGAUUUAUUUAUUUUUUCUUUCCCCUGGAGAUGGUGUUUUGCUGACCGUCGGUUUCUGCAUCUCUCUCCAUUGAUGUCCAUUGCAGCUGGAUUUUGUUCCUGUGGGAUUUUUGUUCCGCGAGAGGAGCUGCUCGGGGUGCCAAAAAGUUGCAGUUUGUUUCUAAUCCAUACACACACAAGCCACACACGCUUUCAGCCUUCCUUCCAUCAUGUGCGCCAACAUCGUCUACGAGUGGCUGAAGACCCUCAAGCUCUCUCAGUAUGCCGAGUCCUUUGUAGAUAAUGGCUAUGACGACCUGGAAGUAUGCAAGCAAAUAGGAGACCCGGACUUGGAUGCCAUCGGAGUCUCGCUGCCACAGCACAGGCGCCGGAUCCACGAAGCCGUGCAGAGGCUGAAAGAGGAGGACGAGACCACAGCUGGGCUUUACUUCACCUUGGAACCUCAGCAGCUGCAGCAUGGCUUCCCCUCCCCAGAGAUCUACACCAGCCAUCUGGUGGAUCAGUACGAGGCCAAAACUUGGAAGGAGCCACCUCCUAAGCAUCCUCAGCCUCCGGGGAACCUGGAGAUCCCCAGGAAAUUGGUCACCCGCAGCAGCAAGGAGCUGAUUACUUACCCCAAGCUGAAAAUGAAAAUCAUGAUUAGGGAUAAACUCAUCCGAGAUGGGAUCAACCUCAGUAAGCCCCCUUACUCCAACAAGACUGUGAAGACUGUCCCUACACAUUUUGAAUUCAGCGUCCAUAUCUCAUGUAAUUUAAGUGUUAUUUUUGAUGUCUGA
Molecule: messenger RNA, 1565 nt
Organism: Hemicordylus capensis (graceful crag lizard)
Lineage: Eukaryota; Metazoa; Chordata; Lepidosauria; Squamata; Cordylidae
Gene: SAMD5
Product: sterile alpha motif domain containing 5
Exons: 2
Coding region: 999-1565 (188 amino acids)
Molecular function (GO): protein binding
Source: RefSeq, a predicted model, not a curated record